Molecule: messenger RNA, 1870 nt
Organism: Linum trigynum
Lineage: Eukaryota; Viridiplantae; Streptophyta; Magnoliopsida; Malpighiales; Linaceae
Source: the annotation of a GenBank genome assembly
UGGAAACCCUAAAUUCGGGAUGAAAUGGAGGCUGUAGGGUUCGUUGAUCGGAUCAAACGUCCGUAGUUUUCUGGUUUCUUCUUCUGCGGCUGAUUGCAGGCAACUCCUUUUGCGCGGCAUACGUACGGCGGCAGAACUCCCUCAAUGGUCAUCUAGAACAGGUGAAUUUCCAGUUUACUGUCUCUGUUCUUGUUCAAUUUUGGUUGCUGAUACCGUUUCAAUUUCUUGGUGUAGGUAGAAUUGUGUUAAUCUGUAGAAACCUCCAGUAGAAAGUCAUGAACAACAACAAUAGUAGCUGUGAGUCAGGGAAAGCUGUAAAAAGGAUUCGCGAGGGAGAUGAUACUACUACGGCUGCUCCUGACAGGUUAAGCCAUCUUCCAGACUUCAUUAUUCAUCACAUCCUUUCAUUUCUAGAUACCAGGUGGGCCGUUCAAACCUCUGUGUUGUCUCGAUCGUGGAGACCUGCUUGGAAACAUGUCCCUGUCCUCAAUCUGGACAGUCUUUGGUUCCGAAAGUAUUCGAUUUUCCAGAGGUUUGUGGAUAAUGUUCUGUCCCUCCAUCAUCCCUUUAAGGUCCAUGAAAUGAGCUUCAUUCUGUAUGAUCAUUAUGAUGAGGAGGAAGACGACGAAGAACGAGAUGUUAGUUUCAUUGUCAAGGUCGCUAAGUAUGCCUUAUCCCAUGGGACACAUCAUCUAGAGUUCAAGCUGUUAGGUUCUAGGGGUUACAACGACACUUACAGGUUCUCGAAUUUGUUUGGCACUAUCUCGAACUGUGACCUCGAAACUCUAGAGCUAGUUGGUGUCUGCAUCGAUAAUGGAUUUGGGUCUUCUCGUUUGCACAUGCUGACGACUUUAAAUUUGACAUGGUGCACGCUAACUUCUGAUCAGAAUGGGGUAUGCAAUCCUUUUUCUAACUGUCCAUGCCUGGAGAAGUUGAUCCUGAAUGAUUGCCGCCAUUGGGACUGGCAGGAAAGCGAUCUCAAGAUAUUUGCACCGCAACUGCGUAGCCUAUACAUGGAUAAUGUAGAUUGGUUCGCAAACGUGGAAAUAUUCGCACCGAGACUCAAAUCCUUUGAUUUUAACUCUGUUUUGAAGGAACUAAAGUUAUCCAAGUUAACCAUCUCUUCCCUCGAUCUUGCUGUUAUUCGAAUCUAUGAUGAAGCCGAUUCCAUGGAGGGUAAUGAGGAGUCUGUGACACAACGUUUGAUCUCUUUGUUCCAAGGUUUAAGUAAUGUAACCACUCUCAGGCUGGAGCACGGUACCAUCAAGAGCAGCAAUCGUCUCCCUUUACAAGAUUGAAGACCUUAAUUGUGGAUGCUGACAAGGUGCCUUACUUACCUAUCACUUACUUCCUCGAAGGGUCUUCUGUUGCCGAACCAACUAUUGAGUUUGUCUACCAUGAUACGGGAUAUUUUCCCUGGAUUGUAUUGGUGGCUUCACGAGUUACACAAAUCGCGGUCCCGUAGGCUGUCAUAUGAAACCAAAUCUGCCAAAAACUCGGUCGAUGUGGAUCGAAUCAAAUCGGGUGUUGCUGCAUUAUGCAUCGUCUUUCGAUUCGCUACAAAAGUCUCAGGGUUUUCGUCUUCAGCAAAUAUAAUUAGCUACAAAUCGAAACUCCAGUUGAACAAAUGGUUGGCUUCACGGCUCACGCUCACUAAGUAGGUGUAUCAUUUGUCACUUCAAUCUUGUCUAUAACUCAUAUGACUCAUGUGUAAGGUUUUGCCGCAGGAGUGAUAUGAACUCAUUUCUUUGGAACCUUGCUGUAGUUCCGUUUCUUGUUUGCUUUCCCUAUAUGAGAUUGAGAUGGUUCAACAUGUAAGGUUGCUGAGAACGUCUCUUGCACAGGUUGCCAAUAAGCUAGCUAAUCGACA